Striga asiatica is the source of this 435-nucleotide messenger RNA. Lineage: Eukaryota; Viridiplantae; Streptophyta; Magnoliopsida; Lamiales; Orobanchaceae. The record is from the annotation of a GenBank genome assembly.
AUGGGAAUAUCGCGCGUCGUCGAUCAGAACAACCUCGCCGUCACCUCCUCUGUCGUGAUCCACCCUAACACCGCCACCGCAAACCCCCACGCCUUGAGGACCAUUUAUUUCACCACGUUGAACGCCGCGUUCUUAUCCAUUGGGCCGACGGUCCCUCACACAAGAAAAUCGUCGAACACCUCACAAGCGGAGCUCGACCGUUGCCAGCGAGGGUUCAACUCCACUAGUAGCCGCCCCAAAGAUAUCCUCAAGAACUUGUCGCAGCACCCGACCGCAAACCCCCAUCAAACUAUCACCACUCACCAGGCAGCAGAAAUUCACGAGAUUGAGGUUGAGGGUUUCGAUAAACUUAUCGGACAACGAGAUUUAGAUGAGGAGAAACGGAGAGCUGGGCUUCUACAUUCUCGAGGAGUAGGCGCCAGAGAGGUCGAGUAA